GACGCGGGUACACAGAGAGACCCGGCUCCCGUCGGAGGCCGAGGCGUCGCGGCGGUCGCCCCCUCGGCGUCCUCGCAGGCCGGGCGCGGACCGGCCGCGUCGCCGCCGAGCUUGUCGCCAUGAGUCAGAGGCAGGUGUUGCAAGUGUUCGAGCAGUACCAGAAAGCCCGGACCCAGUUCGUGCAGAUGGUGGCGGAGCUGGCGACCAGACCCCAAAACAUCGAGACCCUGCAGAACGCGGGUGUAAUGUCUUUGCUGAGGCCUCUUCUUCUGGAUGUGGUCCCAACAAUUCAACAGACUGCUGCAUUGGCUCUUGGGAGACUGGCUAAUUAUAAUGGUGACCUAGCAGAAGCAGUCGUGAAGGGCGACAUUCUUCCACAGCUUGUUUAUUCAUUGGCAGAACAGAAUCGCUUUUACAAGAAAGCAGCCGCCUUUGUGCUUCGAGCAGUGGGGAAGCAUUCUCCUCAACUAGCUCAGGCGAUCGUGGAUUGCGGAGCCCUGGAUACACUGGUGAUAUGCCUGGAAGAUUUUGACCCUGGAGUCAAGGAAGCUGCAGCCUGGGCACUGGGUUAUAUCGCAAGACAUAAUGCAGAACUGUCACAAGCUGUGGUGGAUGCGGGAGCAGUUCCUCUGUUAGUACUCUGUAUCCAGGAGCCAGAAAUUGCUUUGAAAAGGAUUGCUGCUUCGGCCCUCAGUGAUAUUUCAAAGCAUUCUCCCGAGUUAGCACAGACCGUAGUGGACGUGGGGGCCAUCGCUCACUUGGCCCAGAUGAUCCUGAACCCCGAUUCCAAAUUGAAGCGUCAGGUCCUUUCGGCUCUCAGUCAGAUUGCGAAGCACUCCGUGGACCUGGCAGAAAUGGUGGUUGAGGCAGAGAUUUUCCCAGUUGUACUCACCUGCCUGAAGGACAAAGAUGACUACGUGAAGAAAAAUGCUUCUACUUUAAUUAGAGAGAUUGCGAAACAUACACCGGAGCUUUCCCAGCUGAUCGUUAACACGGGAGGAGUGGCUGCCGUGACUGACUGUAUCGGGUCCUGCAAAGGAAACAUAAGACUGCCUGGCAUCAUGAUGCUCGGCUAUGUCGCGGCUCAUUCUGAGAACCUGGCGAUGGCGGUGAUCGUCUCCAAGGCUGUGCCCCAGUUGUCGGUCUGCCUGUCCGAAGAGCCAGAAGAUCACAUUAAGGCUGCGGCCGCCUGGGCCCUAGGACAGAUUGGGAGACAUACCCCGGAGCACGCGCGGGCCGUUGCCGUCACAAACACUCUGCCCGUUCUGCUUUCGCUGUACAUGUCCCCAGAGAGUUCAGAGGAUCUUCAGACAAAGAGUAAGAAAGCCAUAAAGAGUAUCCUACAAAAAUGCACCUAUUUACCGGCCCUUGAGCCGUUUCUGUAUGAUGCGCCCCCCAAUAUCCUGAAGCACGUGGUUGGACAGUUCAGUAAGGUACUGCCACAUGACAGCAAAGCUCGACGACUUUUUGUAACAAGUGGUGGACUGAAAAAGGUUCAAGAGAUAAAGGCAGGACCCGGCUCUCUGCUCCAAGAAUACAUCAACAGUAUUAACAGCUGUUACCCGGAGGAGAUAGUAAGGUAUUACUCCCCUGGAUAUUCUGAUGCACUUCUACAGAGAGUGGACAGCUAUCAACCACUUGCCAAUUAAGCAAAGUUCUGUUUUCGUACUCUAAUUCACAACAGGGCAUUAUGAACAGUAGCUGAUAACGUUCUUGCCAAAUAUUUGAACUGAGCGCAUUCCAGAUUUAUUCAGUGUGAAAUACCUUUGGAUAAUCUUUUCUAAAUUUAUGUAAAAAAAAAAAAUUAGUGGCCUGAAUGAG
Messenger RNA from Prionailurus viverrinus (fishing cat), 1821 nucleotides. RefSeq names its product sperm associated antigen 6 (gene SPAG6). Gene Ontology annotation, cellular component: acrosomal vesicle; microtubule cytoskeleton; sperm principal piece. Gene Ontology annotation, molecular function: microtubule binding. Bases 120 to 1649 code for a protein of 509 amino acids. Gene Ontology annotation, biological process: neuron projection extension; epithelial cilium movement involved in extracellular fluid movement; sperm axoneme assembly. The record is from RefSeq and is a predicted model, not a curated record. The transcript is spliced from 11 exons. NCBI's taxonomy places the organism in Eukaryota, Metazoa, Chordata, Mammalia, Carnivora, Felidae.